UAAAGCAGCAGAGACGGUGCCUGGCAGACACUUACUGUGUGAGGACUGAGCGAGCAGCAGCCUCUGCACCGGGGGAAGACAUGCCAGGGAUGUUCUUCUCUGCUCACCCAAAGGAACUGAAAGGAGCUGGUCACUCACUUCUAGACGACAAAGCACAAAAAAGGAGGCCUAAGACUUUCAGAAUGGACAUGAAAGCAUACCUGAAAUCUAUGCUCCCACAUCUGGAAUCUGGAAUGAAGCGUUCCAAGUCCAAAGACAUACUUUCUGCUGAUGAAGUAAUACAGUGGUCUCAAUCUCUGGAAAAACUUCUUGCCAAUCAAAUCGGCCAAGAUGUCUUUGGAAGUUUCCUAAAGUCUGAGUUCAGUGAGGAGAAUAUUGAAUUCUGGUUGGCAUGCGAAGACUACAAAAAAACAGAGUCUGAUCUUUUGCAUUAUAAAGCAGAGAAGAUAUAUAAAGCAUUUGUACAUUCAGAUGCUGCUAAGCAAAUCAAUAUUGACUUUCGCACUCGAGAAGCUACUGCAAAGAAGGUCAAGGCCCCAACUCUCACCUGUUUUGAUGAAGCCCAAAAGAUCAUAUAUACUCUCAUGGAAAAGGACUCUUACCCCAGAUUCCUCAAAUCAGACAUGUACUCCAACCUUCUGAAUGACCUUCAGGCUAACAGUCUAAAGUGACAGGUCUGUGGAUGCUAGAAUUAAAAAUGGCAUCAAGAACAAGAAGAACAUGCCAGUUGGCUCCUUGGAUGAACAAGGUGGCCUUUCUGGGUGACUGGCUGGACCCUGGGGUAAAACAAAUGACUGAGAAUGGGUAAUGUGGAUGUGAUCCAGGCACAGAACUGACAAGGCAUAAGCAAGAUGAAAAUUAAGAGGCAGCAGACAGAAGAAGGAACUGUGGGACUAUGAGAAAUAAAAUGUGGGCCUAGGAAAUCCCUCAGAACUGAGAAAUCCAAGUUACACAGAAGCUGUGAACAAAGACUUUGCAACUGACUGAACAAGCUGUGAGCUUUAAGAUGAACUGGCAUGCAGGUCACUUCAUACAUAUCUACCGAGCUGCUAAAAUCUAACUAUUUGAAAAGUAUGUGUUUCAAAACACCUUUUUUUUUCCAUUGUUGUUACUGAUACUGUUUUUGCUUGUUUGAUUGUUUUUUUACUUGAAAGAGAUAAACAAGAGAACAGUGUAUUUAACUUAAGCUACUGCUCUGCAAACUGGGACUCCGAAUAUAACUAAGUUAAAUUAUC
Molecule: messenger RNA, 1235 nt
Organism: Condylura cristata (star-nosed mole)
Lineage: Eukaryota; Metazoa; Chordata; Mammalia; Eulipotyphla; Talpidae
Gene: RGS1
Product: regulator of G-protein signaling 1
Exons: 5
Coding region: 81-671 (196 amino acids)
Source: RefSeq, a predicted model, not a curated record